Messenger RNA from Pseudopipra pipra, 3785 nucleotides. RefSeq names its product serine/threonine-protein kinase pim-1-like. Lineage: Eukaryota; Metazoa; Chordata; Aves; Passeriformes; Pipridae. Gene Ontology annotation, biological process: protein autophosphorylation. Gene Ontology annotation, cellular component: cytoplasm. Gene Ontology annotation, molecular function: ATP binding; protein serine/threonine kinase activity. The record is from RefSeq and is a predicted model, not a curated record.
AUGGCCCCGGCCGUUCCCCUCUGCCGGGCGGGGCCGCCCCGUCCCCGGCCCUGGGCGGCCCGGCGCGGUCCCGCCCUCGCCCGGCUCCCGGCGCGCCGGCUGUGGCGCUGCUGGGCGCUCCUGUGGAACGGGCUGUGGGACGGGCUGUGGGACGGGCUGUGGGACGGGCUGUGGGGCGGGCUGUGGGACGGGCUGUGGGACGGGCUGUGGGGCGGGCGGUGGGACGGGCUGUGGGGCGGGUUUUGGGGCGGGCUGUGGGACGGGCUGUGGGGCGGGUUUUGGGGCGGGCUGUGGGGCGGGCUGUGGGACGGGCUGUGGGGCGGGCUCGGCCUCGCCGCCCCUUGGCUCCGCCCGGCUCGAGCCCGGCGCCUGCCGGGGCCGGCGGGGGACGCGGGCGCCGCGGCCGCUGCCGCCUCCUCGGCGGGUUCCCCGGGCAGAGCUCCGCCGCCGCUGCCCGCUGCGGGUGGGGAAGCCCGGCCCGGGCCGCUCGAGGGGCGCUCGGGGGCCGUGCCGGGCCCCGGCCCGAACGCUGACGGCCACGUCUCGCCCGCGCGGAAGGCGAAGGGGCCCCUGCAGAAGCGCUACCGGCUGGGUUCGCUGCUGGGCAGCGGCGGCUUCGGCCGCGUCUACGCGGGGACCCGCCUGGCGGACGGAGCCCCGGUGGCCAUCAAAGCCGUGCCCCGGGAUCUCAUCCGGCGCUGGGGCGAGCUGCCCGACGGCACCCUGGCACCCCUGGAGAUCGUGCUGCUGGACAAGGUGUCCAAUGGCUUUCAUGGUGUCAUCCAGCUCCUGGAGUGGUUCGAGCUCCCCAACAGUUUCUUGUUGGUGAUGGAGCGUCCGGCGCUCUCGGACCUCUCUCGCGUAAUCACGGCGUGGAGGUUCCUGCCGGAGGAGAUGGCGUGGGGGCUGUUCCGCCAGGUGCUGAAGGCCGUGCGGCACUGCACCAGCUGCGGCGUCCUGCACCGGGACAUCAAGCCCCAGAACAUCCUCCUCAACCUGGCCACCGGCGAGGCGAAGCUCCUUGACUUUGGAUGUGCCACCUUCCUUCAGGACACCGUCUACACCCAGUUUGCAGGAACACCGUCAUACAGCCCGCCAGAGUGGAUCUGCUUCAAACGCUACCGCGGCGAGGCGGCCACGAUCUGGUCCCUGGGCAUCCUGCUCUACCAGAUGGUCUGCGGGAAGCACCCGUUCUGCAGAGGCACCAACACCAUCUGGGACCAGCUCCCGUUCCCAGCACGGGUCUCUCGAGGGUGCCAGCACCUUAUCAGGUGGUGUUUGUCCAUCCGCCCCUCGGACAGGCCAUCAUUGGAAGACCUGUUGUGCCAUCCUUGGGUGCAGGGCAUUCACCUGCUCUAGAAGACAGGAGAGAUCCACGUGCUCACUUUGAUCCAGGGGCCUGACAGCUGGGCCCUCGGCAGAACACUGACAGCCUGGUCUGGCCCCCAGGGAAGGAGAAGGGGCCUCUGGAGAAGCUGUGCCGGGUGGGGCUGCUGCUGGAGACAUCGAGGACGACGUCAGGGAUGACAAGCUCUUUGUUGUUGACCUGGACACCGGCGAGCUGAAGAUGAUGGGCUUUGAUUCUGGCCCCUUCCUCCAAGCCGUGCUCCACACGCCGUUUGCAGAUGAGUCCACACCCAGGGGGUGCUCCCGGGCAUUGCUCAGCCUGGCUGGGCACCGAAGGUUCCCCCUUUGCUGGCGGGAACCCGAUGAAUUCUUCAGCCGGCUGCCAAGCUGCUUCUUGGCAGGAGGGCGGGCGGGUGCUCUGGGCUGGGUGUGAAAUGGGAGCCCGGCUCUGCCCCCAGCCUCUGCCACUGCCCCUUUGCUGGGCGGGGCUGGGGCAGGGGCAGCCAGCCUGCCAAAAACCAACCCCCGUGGGGGGAGCAAAGGUGGGGCUGCAGAACACCAGCUGCUUUGGGCUGCAGGCCAGGAAAGGCUUGGGCUGCCUUGGCUUAGGAGCCUUUCUUUGGGGCAAUGCAGCAGGGCAGGGAGAAGGCCUGGGUUUUCCUUAGCUGGAGGAGGUGGGGUUUUUCUUUGGCCUGGAGGGGUUGGGCCUUCCUCAGAACCCUGACAGAAUGUUAACAUUUUACCUUUUUUUCUUGUUUCCACUUUUUGUUUGUCAUCUCUUGUCAUGAAUUUGUUGUUUGUUUUUGAGGGAAGAGUUGUAGCUGGUGCCCAGUCUGGAUUGGGAAGGGCUGGGACCAUCCCUGGAGAGGAUCUGACGUCCCCUCUGAGAAGGCUGAGGACAUCCUUUGGGACACGCUCUUCUUCCAGCAGCAGAUCUUGUGAGAUCUGAGGGAUCACUGGAUCUUCACGCCAGCACCAGGACUUUGCUGGAGAAGAGCACAGAUCCCCAGCCCAGUCUGGGACACAGAACCCUGUGAAAUGGCAGAAGGAUUGUGGUGUGAAUGCAGCGCCCUCAGAGCCCUUGGUGUGAGCCCGGAAAGGAAAAUCAAGGGAAAUGGUUAAAGCCUUGUUGUUCAGUGUGGAGCACAGGAGAACUUUGUUCUCAUCGUCUCCCCGAUAAGGAGGAGGACUCAGAUCUUCUGGUUGGCCCCACGGGCAGGUUGAGUGGGGGAACAGAAAAUCAAGAUGCAGAAACCAAUCUUGCAAAGGAACUGGCAUGUGAAGAGGCAGAUUUAGCAUGUCCAGAAGGAAAGGGAGAGAGAAUGUGUCAGAGAGAGAGCAGAGAGCUUCAGAAAUCCCUGAGGAAAUGGUGCCCCCGGGGAGAGGAAGAGGAUGAGAGCAUGGGCAGCCUGCUUCAAACAUCCCCCCCCAGGAGACUUGGGAUCAAUCCCUGUGCAUCCUGUAAGAAAGAUGGACACUGGAAAUGGGAUUGUCCACAACUGAAACUUCAGAACCCUCCGAACCCUCUCGUGGCAUCACUGAAGACGACUGAGGGGGCACCAGAGGAUUCUUCCCCAUCAGAACAUCUGGUUCCAGCCAAGCUAAGGACAAUUGGUUGUGGCUGUGGGAACUUGUUCCCCUGUGUUAAAUAAGGGAAAAUGAAACUCAAGUCACAAUUCUGGAACAAUUGUCUGGUGUGCCAGGGAAUUGGGAAACUGGGCCAUUUUUAAUGCUGUGGAUUUGAAAUUGGGAAAACAGUGGUUGGCUCCCCAGUGUUUGUAUUUCCCCAGUUCCCCAAAGCCUCUGCCUGGGAGAGAUCUCUUGGAAAAAUUAAAUGCCACAAUCCAAUUGAAAAAUGGUAAAAUAUAGGUUAUUAUUGCAGAGCCUAAUUCUGUGGAAGAUUCUAGUUUUGCAUGAGAGUCUCCAAAAGCAGAACUAAUCCAUCUGCCAACGUCACUUGGGGAUGCAGUGAUUCCAGUAGGAUGGGCUGGAGAGGUGCCCCCAUGAUCCAAAAGAGCAGAACUGUGAGAAUUCCAGUGACACCUGGAGCAGGGUUGGUCAGGCCAAAGCAAUAGCCUUUGAAAAUGGAAAGUUGUGAGGGAUUCUCACUCUCUGUAGAAAAACUGAUGAAAUUUUGCUUGUUAAAAGAAUGUGAAUCUAAAUGUAAUGCUCCAAUUUUGCCAGUCAAGCAGGCAAAUGGAAGGCUAUCCCAGUUAGUCCAAGACCUCAGAGCUAUAAAUGAUAGAGUAGAAGAUAUACAAGCAGUUGUAGCGAAUCCUUACACUUUGCUAACUCCCCUAAAUGAAAGUUUAAUGUUUCACAGUAUUAGAUUUGAAAGCUGCCUUUUUCUGUCUCCCUUUGAGUUGUGAAAGUCAAGAGCUUUUUGCUUUCAAAUGGGAAAAUCCAAAGACAGGGAGGAAAACCCAGCUGACUUUGGU